Molecule: messenger RNA, 1529 nt
Organism: Pieris brassicae (large cabbage white)
Lineage: Eukaryota; Metazoa; Arthropoda; Insecta; Lepidoptera; Pieridae
Exons: 1
Coding region: 369-1529 (386 amino acids)
Source: RefSeq, a predicted model, not a curated record
UUGACAACAGUAAGUUAUUGGUUUACUUUACCUCUACUAAAUCUGUACCGUCAUCAUUUGUAAUUUGGUUUUGACUUUUGACAUCUCUGUGGAUUCAGAUUUCAGGAUUCAGGAAUUAUUAAAGAUUGGUCCGUUUUCGCCUCUAAUGACGAUUCUGCUCUAAAUGUGAAGAAAUUUGAUUUGUACAAAAUACUAUAUAUCUUGAACCUUCCUUGAUAUUGCAUUGAUUACUAUUAACUUUACAAUAUUUUAGUCAAUGGUGUGCUCAAUUUGUUCUGUUUUUUAUCAUUGGUUGAAAUUAAGAUCGUAAAUUGUUUUAUUUAUUUAAUUGUUAGAUCCAUAAAUAAAUAAAUUAUUUAUACCACACAAUGAAUCAUCGUAAAACAGAUUUUAUUACAAGAUGUCGUUUAUUAAAUUCUCAAGAUAAUACUGAAGAAAUUGUGUGGUCGUGCAGUAGUUCCAGUGACAAUGAGAACAAUGGUGGUAGAAUUAAUAGUAUCCAGAACCGAAAACAUCCUAAGACAAGGAAAAGAAAAGCAAGCAAAAUGAUGUUUAAGAAUGACAUUUCUAAUUUACAUUUAACAAUAUCAGAUACCUCCCAAGAAAGUCGAGGAAAUUAUAACACCUCACCCAUUCUUAAACCAAGACUAUCUAAAUCAAUAUCAAUCUUUAAGAGGAACAACUCACCAGCCUUAUCCUCUGAAAUUAAGGAAUCUACAUCACCAAUUUUACAACCAAUAACUGAUAAUCGGAGUACAAGUCCUGUAUUAGUCUCUAAAUUAAAAGAAAACACUCCAGGUGUAUGUAAAAAGUUAUUUAAUUCAAAUGUUACAAAUCAGUAUAGCGUUAAGAAAAGAUGCAUUUCACCUAUAGUAUGUAAAGGAAGCAGUGAUGGUUCUUUGAUUGGGACUGAAUUUGUUUAUAAAUCAGAUAAUAAUCAAAAUAAAACAGCAUUAGUAGAAAAAAUUAAAUCAUAUUUUCAGAGGAGUUUAAGUACAGAAUCUCUGUCACAAAAUUCAAUCAGUGAAUAUUCUACACCCAAAAAUAGUUCAAAAACCAGUGAUGAGGUAGAAAUAAUAGAUUUUACACAAGGCUUGCCUUUGCCGAUAAAACAAGAAGGUUUCUCACUUACUACACAGUCUGCAGAAAAAAGCAAAAAGGUCAAAUAUAAAAAGGAUGGUUUAGCAUAUCGCUUAGAUAAUUUAUUAAAAAAACAAAAUGCCCAUAUUUCUCUGUGGCAGCAUGAACAAUAUCUGGCUAUUAAUUCAAACUUUAUCAUGCCAAAGGGAGCAUGUUUAGUAUUCCGAAUUAAAAAAGUUCAUUUCAAAUUUGGAUGCUUUUUACUAUUAGCAAUAAGUGACAAGGACGAAGUCUUUAUUAUUUUGAUUAAUAAGUUAUAUGUGAAAGAAAAAAUGGAUAGUAAUGUAAUUUUAAAAAUAUAUGAGCCAUACAAAGUGUUAGAUUUUAAUGAUAAAUGUAAAUUAAUUGUUAAUGUAUGUAAAUAUGUUUGUGAAUCAUUUAUCUUGUGA